Molecule: messenger RNA, 2122 nt
Organism: Pteronotus mesoamericanus
Lineage: Eukaryota; Metazoa; Chordata; Mammalia; Chiroptera; Mormoopidae
Gene: VMAC
Product: vimentin type intermediate filament associated coiled-coil protein
Exons: 2
Coding region: 43-552 (169 amino acids)
Source: RefSeq, a predicted model, not a curated record
CGGCCCUUCCGGGCGGCCCGGGCCUGAACCUUCGCGGGGGCCAUGUCCGCGCCGCCGCCCCUGCAGAUCCGCGAGGCGAAUGCACACCUGGUGGCCGUGCACCGGCGCGUUGCGGAGCUGGAGGAGCGGCUGGACGCGGCGGAGCGCACGGUGCGCGCCCAGGCCGAGCGCCUGGCCCACCACGACCAGGAGCUGCGCGCCGCCCUGGACGAGCUGGGCUGCGCGAAGGACCGCGAGAUUGCGGCUCUCCAGGAGCAGCUGCUGACCUCCGAGGCCACUGUCCACAGCCUGCAGGCUGCCGUGCACCAGAGGGACAAGCUCAUCAGGCAGCUGCAGCCCCGGGCCGAGCUGCUGCAGGACAUAUGCCACUGGCGGCCACCUCUGGCUGGGCUGCUGGCAGCCCUGGCUAAGGCCGAGCGCCUGGGUCCCCCGCCAGCCAGUGACCCUGGACACCCACUCUCUGGCGAGCCCAGUUUACUCCUUGCCAACAGCACUGGGGAGGAGGAGGACAGGGACAACCUCCAGCCAGCACUGUUUGGGACCACCGUGUGAGCCCCAGAGCAGAGAUUCCAGAAUGGAGACAGAGGGCACCUGUGGAAACUCCCCACUGCUGUGGGUGUCCUGGGUGGGGGAAGGGUGCGCCAUCACUGUCCCGGAGCGAGCCCCCUGCAGAGCCAUAAUUCUUUCUAAGCUUCAGACCUGCUAAAAAGUCAGGUUUCCAGGGGGAAGCCUGCAGACCAAAUGAAAAAUGUUUAGCCCAGACAAUUUUUCUUUUAAACAAAACUUUGAACCAAUUAUCUUUGUUGAAAAAUUGGCGAUGUUUACACACCAAAAUCUGGAUACCCGGCUUCAGACUUGGCCAUGGCUGCCUGGAUCUGAAUCCAGAAUACCCUCUUUAGACAGAUUGUGACUUAGGAACCUCCUCAUCUCUCUUAGGGCAGAUGUCGGCCCCGAAGCAACUGGGUCUGAGACUUCUCUUUCCCUAGUACAGGCAGAUGACAUAAAGUUCCACAUUGUUAGACUUUUUCUUCCCUCUUCCCUUCCCCCCCACCCUGAUUUUUGUUCUUCCUGAAGACAAACAUCCUCCAUCCCAGACCAGGAUUAAGAGCCUCAAGCUUCAUGCGGUUUUGCAUUAGUUCUCUUGAAGACAAAUUUUUAAUCCUAGAUAGUCUUUUUCCCAACUCUGCCCUACCCUCAACCAUGAACCCAGAAGGCAGCGCAUGGGCAUGUGAGACGCUGGCAGCCGGGCUGCGCUGCCCGGGAAACUCAGGCAUCCCUUAAGCUUUUCUCGGUAGCGUGCCGCCUCAGCGCCGUCACACUGGCUGCUCCCUCUGCCCAGGCUGCGCUUCCCCCAGGUGUCAUAUGACUGGUAUCUUGCCAGUCAGGUCUGUGCUCAAAUGGCACCUCCUCAGAAAGACCUUCCAUGACGACCUAAAUUACCCCCCGCCCCUUCCUGACCAUAGCAUUUAUUUUUCUUUAGGGAACUUCUUACCAACAGAAUCUAAGCUCCACAAGGGCAGGGUGUUUGUCCUGUCGCCAGAGCCUGGUACGCCCCAAGACCCCAGUAGGUACAGGGUGGGUCUGAGGGCCCUGAAGGGAGUCGGAUCCCAGCCCUUCUAAUGAGCUCCUGCCCAGCCCCCACCAGUCCAGCUUUUGUAGUAAGCAGCUGGCUCCUUUUUUAUAGCGCCUAGAGAAUCUAUUUUUUUAACGCCUUUUUUCUACACCACCCUCCCUUGGCCUGAGACAUUCAGGGAGUUUUGCUUUCUAUCAAACCAGGGAACCCCAUGCCUUUCUUAGCCCAUUCAAGUGCCCAGCCUGAGCUGUUUCCCCUUACUCAGGAAAUUGUCACAGCAGGAACUGCCGUGGGGCAGGGCCCACUGCAGCCCGGAAAGGCUGGCGCCCAUCAGCAUCCUCAGGAUGGUGCUGGCUGCCUGCCUGGCAUCUAGCACUGACCCUUCCAUGUGUAACAAUAGCCCCAUUUUCUCUGAAUGAAUAAGAAAGCGGGGCUGUUUGUGUGAGCGAAGGCAGGCUGGGGCCUGUCUGAGCUCAAGAAUAAACAGGGUGAUUUGUCGGCGUUGGUCCUUCCUCCUUUCUUCCAGGUGUGGGGGCUGGGGAGGUGGCC